AUGGGCCUCAUCGACAAGCUACAAGCCAAACUCGAGCUCUACCGCCUCGAGCAGCGCUACGCCCGCCGCAAACACCGCAGUAACUUCUCCACGGGCGCUCAAUACGUCGAUGGCGAAUAUGUCUACUCAGGUGCCAGUUCGCCAACCAGUACCGUGUCCAAACAGUCUACCGGGAGCUGGCGGCCAACGUGGGGAAGUCAGACGUCGCGAUGA
Molecule: messenger RNA, 213 nt
Organism: Penicillium olsonii
Lineage: Eukaryota; Fungi; Ascomycota; Eurotiomycetes; Eurotiales; Aspergillaceae
Source: the annotation of a GenBank genome assembly